Trichoderma reesei QM6a is the source of this 1881-nucleotide messenger RNA. RefSeq lists its product as uncharacterized. The transcript is spliced from 3 exons. The coding region runs from base 1 to 1881 and encodes 626 amino acids. Gene Ontology annotation, cellular component: lipid droplet. The record is from RefSeq and is a predicted model, not a curated record. NCBI's taxonomy places the organism in Eukaryota, Fungi, Ascomycota, Sordariomycetes, Hypocreales, Hypocreaceae.
AUGGCUCCAGCUCGCCGAGCCCAUCCCUCGUCCCUCUCCGUCCCUCCUCCUCCUGGCGCCCUCGUUGAUCUUCCGCCCAUUGCCGCCCUGUUUCUCAUCGACUUCGAUGUCAAGGCCGGCUAUACGAUUGUCUGGAAGCGGGCUGCUCCGGGGCUCGAGCUCGAGGGCGUUGUCGAGUACAAGUCGCUGCCGUCGGGCCUGCAUACAGUGUCUGACGACCUCAUCUACUUUGUCCACGAUGGCACGCAUGCUGGUCUGAGCGCAUUCGUCAACGAGCCGUGUGAAGAGGAGGAGGCCCGCCAUGCGCGCAUGAUUGCCGUGGGCAUCCUCGUCCCUCUCAGCUAUGGACGGCUGGGCCGCGCAUGGAGACAUGCCGAAAAUCUAAAGCAGAUGGCGGCGACCCUCGCCAAGGAUCGCAACCAGACCGAAAUCUUAGAAAAGUACUGGGACGCCAACAAGGCAAAAGAAGGAGAGACCUUUUCGACCGUCAACACGCCCAUCUCACCUGUCCCAGACCAGUUCCGCAAGACGCACGGCAGAAACUCGUCCCUCACCGACGGCGUCUCUCUGUUCCAGCCCGAGCACAAACUAUCGCCCUACCAUCCCGCCUGGAGCUUGGCCGAGCUGCUGGACAGGUUCGGCCCCCUGAUCUUCCCCAUCCAGCGGGCCGCCUUGCUUCGACAGCGCAUAUUGAUCUCUUGUCACGCGCCGGUACAUGAGAUCUGCAACUUUGUAUACGACAUCUCCAUCUUAUCCAACAUCCCCCACUCCAUUGCAGACGCGCUGCCCCAACCCUCUCCUCCUCAGCGUCUCCGACCCCUCUUCAACAUUGGCGUGCAUGACAUAUCCUUUCUCAUGGACGACCUCAAGGCCUCCAAGCGAGACCGCAGCGACGCGAGUGCCGUAGACGAUGCCGACGAGUCGGGCUCUGGCUGGAUUGCCUGUACCACUGACAGCAUCCUCGCAACCAAGGACGCCCUCUGGGACAUGCUCAUCACGAUGCCGCCAGACCACUCAGAAAACGCAAAGGAAAAGGCCUGGCCAGUCGUCGAGUACGCUGGCAGGAAAGUCGUCAAGGCCACGCAGCGUGAUCUCCGCCGCUUCAAUGCCCUGCGGACGGGUCUCGCACGCCUUGCCGCACUCGCGCCCACCACUCCAGGCCAAGGCCCUCCGUCUCCCGCAUCCGAGACAUCACAAGUCAGGCUAUCGACCAGCCAUUCCGCGCGAGUCGUCAAAGACGAACCGUACGGCGGCGCCGACAACCUGGUCGAGCCCGUCACCUGGGCUGCCUUUGCCUACAACGGCUUCAUGUGGUGGGCCAGCGCGGGCGAGCAGAUCCGCUCCGAAGAACAGGAAGAAUCGACACGCGAUGCCGCCCUCCUCGCCGACCUGUUGUCGCCCACCAGCCCUCGCGUCGCCUCCAUGUCGUUUCCACCAGGCCCGUCAUCGCCUCCCCUAGGAGAGCCCCUCAGCAACUCCAUCGCCUCGCUCGCCGGCCGUCGCGCGGGCGUCGACGGCGAAGCCAACAUUGAGCUCGCCAUCAUCACAUACUUCCACCGCCUCACCACGCAGAUGCUCUCCGUCAUGAUUGACAUUGUCGACGCCGCGGACGAACCAUACCACGACGACGACGACAACACCACCGACGGCGAAGACGACGGCAACAACGACGACGAAAACCAAGGGCUGAUUCCCAACGGCAGCGACGAAUCCGACCUCCCCACCAUCACGAUAGACAGUCGGUCCAUUGAAGAGAUGGGCCUCGACGUCUGGAGCGCCAGCGACGCCCUCUUUGUGCAGGAGCUCGCGGCCGUGUACUUUGGCAGACGGGCUGUCAUUGAGGGCAAAGGCGUCGAAGUCUGCGGCGUGCGGGUAUGUUGA